GAGGUCGGAUUUUACUAGGGUUUUGGAGAGGGGAAGAGGUCGGAGAUCUUUCUAAAACCCUAGACUAUUUGUAUUCUCUUCUCUCUCGAAUCCUGCCACCAUGAGUAGAUCGGGCCAGCCACCGGAUCUCAAGAAGUACAUGGACAAGAAGCUUCAAAUCAAGCUGAACGCAAACCGGGUUAUAGUUGGCACUCUUCGUGGAUUUGACCAAUUUAUGAACCUGGUGAUUGACAAUACUGUGGAGGUUAACGGCAAUGAGAAGAAUGAUAUUGGAAUGGUGGUUAUCAGGGGGAACAGUGUAGUCAUGAUAGAAGCUCUGGAGCCAGUCGGCAGAACGCAAUAGCUUUUCAUUACUCGUAGUUUCAUGUUUUUGGACCAAAUGGCUGUCAAGCGUAUGAUUUAUGUACUCCAACGACUCAAUGACUUGUCCAGUCCAUUUUUUUUUUGUAUUUUUAUGCUAAAAUGACAAAUUUUGCUCCUUGGUAUGGAAAGAUGGAUUUGAUCUCCGGUGAGAGCCAUAAAGAAUUAGUGGCCUUUUUUUCCAACAA
Messenger RNA from Phoenix dactylifera (date palm), 548 nucleotides. Its product is annotated as putative small nuclear ribonucleoprotein G. The record is from RefSeq and is a predicted model, not a curated record. Gene Ontology annotation, biological process: mRNA splicing, via spliceosome; spliceosomal snRNP assembly. NCBI's taxonomy places the organism in Eukaryota, Viridiplantae, Streptophyta, Magnoliopsida, Arecales, Arecaceae. Gene Ontology annotation, molecular function: RNA binding. Gene Ontology annotation, cellular component: precatalytic spliceosome; P granule; U12-type spliceosomal complex.